AUGUUUUAUUUAGAUCCUCACAAUGUGUUGUACGCAAGUGGAUGCUUUAUUGCGUCCAUUUGUACUCUCUGUGCAUGUAGAAAUAGGGAUUUAUUUCCUCAUAUCAGUGAAAAUAAACAAAUAGGUAAUUUGUAUCGGCUUCUAAACAUCCACAAGUAUGAAUCCUUUAACAUUAUAAUUCAAAUUCAUCACAUCAAUUUAAAGAUGGGUGAUGAGGACAACAGCAAGUACAUUGUUCAUUUGAAGAUCGGGAAUCGAUAUUCCUACACCCACUACUACAAGCAGUACCUCAACAAAAUACACAUAGAAGAAAGAAAAAACAUGGUAGUCAAACAAAACAAUGACACAAUAAGAAUCGAAGUAUACAGAAAAGGAACACUUAAAAAUACAUUCAUCGGAUCAGCUGAUCUUCAUAUCUAUACAGACAUUGUAAAAAAAUUAUUUCCAUGUAAUGCUUAUUUUAAUAUAGUUAAUAAAAAUCAAAUAGUAGCAACGACGUGUCUAUCUUUUCAUUACAUUAACUUAGACUGUAUAAGGAAGGAAGACCAAAUUUACACAUCUUUAUUUAUUGAAACGAUUAUAUCUGUUCAGAAAAAUCAGAGUAGAAAUAAUGAACUCAUUGAAAAACUCAUAAAUGCAGGAAGGGAACAUUUCGAAGCCAUUAAAGAAACAGAUGUCAGCUCGACCAUAUACAAUAACAUUUCAUCCCUUGCUAUUGAAGAUAAAAUUCGUCUCUUUUGCAAAAACUUGAAUGGCUAUUUGUUGCAUAGCAAUUUUUACAUAAAGAGGUUCUACAACAAGUAUUAUUUUUAUAUGCACUUUUUUAAGGGAAAAUUCUACUGGUGCUACUAUAAUGAGGAGGCUGAUGCGAAGGUUGAUAAGAAUAGAGUUGGAUACAUAAGACUAGAAUACGUGAUGAACGUAUAUAGCGAUGUGUAUAGCCACAAGUAUUUCUACAUCAAGUAUAAAAAAAAACGAGAAAAAAAAGAAAACUAUAUGUACCUAAAAACUAUGGAUAAAGACAGAAAUAUAUGGGUGAACAUCAUUCAUGACUUUAUCAUACUGAUUAGUAAUUAUAGACGUGAAAAAAAAAAUAGAAAAAAUAAAAUCAAAGAACUAACAAAUAAUUAUGCUGAAGGGGCAUCCAAGGAAAUUAUCGAAAUUAAUAAACAAUUAUCUCGUUCUUUCUCAAACAAUUCUAUAAAAAAUAAAUAUCUGAACAAAAAAAAUAUAGUUGAUACUUUGAGUAACGUUGAUAAGGACGAAAAUCAUACCAAUGUUCAUGAGCUCGAACACGACUUGAAGAACAUUUCUCAAAAUAUGUGCAAUUACAGCGAUUAG
Messenger RNA from Plasmodium gonderi, 1341 nucleotides. RefSeq lists its product as hypothetical. The record is from RefSeq and is a predicted model, not a curated record. The transcript is spliced from 5 exons. Bases 1 to 1341 code for a protein of 446 amino acids. NCBI's taxonomy places the organism in Eukaryota, Apicomplexa, Aconoidasida, Haemosporida, Plasmodiidae.